This is a messenger RNA of Baudoinia panamericana UAMH 10762, 1473 nucleotides long. RefSeq lists its product as uncharacterized. NCBI's taxonomy places the organism in Eukaryota, Fungi, Ascomycota, Dothideomycetes, Mycosphaerellales, Teratosphaeriaceae. The record is from RefSeq and is a predicted model, not a curated record. Bases 1 to 1473 code for a protein of 490 amino acids. The transcript is spliced from 2 exons. Gene Ontology annotation, molecular function: succinate-semialdehyde dehydrogenase (NAD+) activity.
AUGAACGGACAUACUAACGGCCACGCCAAUGGCUCCCACACCGCCGACACGUCCAAGCCCGUGCCACUCUGGAUAGCAGGCGAGGAAGUGACCACAGACGCGACCUUUGACAUCACAAGCCCAUCGACGGGUGAGAAACUGUGGUCCGCCCACGGCGCCUCCCCCAAGCACGCCCUGCAAGCUCUCGACGCCGCCGAAAAAGCGCUCAAGACAUGGCGGCGCGCCAAACCCGCCAAGAUCCAGGAGAUCCUCCUCAAGGCCGCCGACAUCAUGGAGUCGCGCAGCGAGGAGCUCGCGGGCUACAUGAUGCAAGAGACGGGCGCGUUGGAGGGCUUCACCCAGUUCAACUUGACCACGACAGUAGCCGACCUGCGCGAUGUCGCGGGCCGAGCGGGCAAUAUCCUCGGCGCCAUCCCCAACACCAUGCACGACGGUCAGGCCGCGCUCGUGUUCAAGGAGCCGUACGGCGUCAUCUUCGGCAUCGCGCCGUGGAACGCUCCCUACAUCCUCGGCGCACGCGCGUGGGUCUACGCUCUCGCCGCGGGUAACACGGUCCUGCUCAAGGGCUCCGAGCUCUGCCCCCGGACCUUCUGGGCCUUCGGCUCCAUCAUGAAGCAAGCCGGCUUGCCCGACGGCGUGCUGAGCGUCAUCUACCAUCGUCCCGAAGACGCCGUGGCCGUGACCAACGCCGUCAUCGAGUCGCCCAUCGUGAAGAAAGUCAACUUCACCGGCUCCACGCUCGUGGGCUCCAUCAUCGCCUCCAAAGCCGGCAAAGAACUCAAGCCCGUCCUCAUGGAGCUUGGCGGGAAAGCCUCCGCGAUCGUGUGCGAGGAUGCGGAUGUGGAGAAGGCGGCGUUCCAAGUCGCGCUUGGCUCCUUCCUGCACGCCGGCCAAGUCUGCAUGGCGACCGAACGCAUCCUCGUGCACCGCUCCGUCCUCGACCAGUUCGCCGAGGCGCUCAAGGGCGCGGCGGAGAAAGUCUACGCCCCCGCCAACGACGCGCCCGUGCUCGUCUCCAAGGCGACGGUGGAGAAGAACCACAAAUUGCUGUCUGACGCCGAGUCCAAGGGUGCCAAGGUGCUGUACGGUGAUGUGGCGGCGAAGGAGUCCUCCGCCUACCGCAUCCGUCCCGUCAUCGUGAGUGGGGUGAAGAAGGAGAUGGAUAUCUUCUACACCGAGUCCUUCGGCCCGACGGUCUCGAUCAUCGCCAUCGAGUCGGAUGAGGAGGCGAUUGCGAUUGCGAAUGAUACCGAGUACGGGCUUAGUGGGGCUAUCUUCACCGAGAGUCUGGGGAGAGGGUUGAAGAUUGCGAGGGAGAUUGAUACGGGCGCUGUGCAUAUCAACUCGAUGAGCAUUCACGACGAACCUCUCCUCCCUCACGGUGGCGUCAAGAAGUCAGGAUGGGGCCGUUUCAACGCACAAUGGGGCAUCGAGGAGUUCUUGAAGCUCAAGACGGUCACGUAUAUGGAGUAA